Messenger RNA from Caenorhabditis auriculariae, 276 nucleotides. Lineage: Eukaryota; Metazoa; Nematoda; Chromadorea; Rhabditida; Rhabditidae. The record is from the annotation of a GenBank genome assembly.
AUGAGACCUGGGUCCUCUACGACAACGACGCCCGCCGUGCCGCUUAGAUCCCGCGCGGAGAAGAGCCGCCGACAACGUCGCCCGCCGUGCCGUCUGGAUCCCGCGCGACGAAGAGCCGCCGAAAACGUCGAAAGCCGACCUGCUCCCACUGAAGAUCAUGCUCUGCUGCUGGUGGACGCCAAGGGCAUGCUGUACUUCGAGCUGCUCCCGCAAGGCAGGACGGUCGCCGCCUCCAUCUUCACCGAUCAGCUCGAGGAACUAGCCGCCGCCAUCUGA